Pomacea canaliculata is the source of this 5078-nucleotide messenger RNA. RefSeq lists its product as uncharacterized. The record is from RefSeq and is a predicted model, not a curated record. NCBI's taxonomy places the organism in Eukaryota, Metazoa, Mollusca, Gastropoda, Architaenioglossa, Ampullariidae. Gene Ontology annotation, biological process: regulation of transcription by RNA polymerase II. Gene Ontology annotation, molecular function: protein binding; RNA polymerase II transcription regulatory region sequence-specific DNA binding; DNA-binding transcription factor activity, RNA polymerase II-specific. The transcript has 8 exons. Bases 171 to 2585 code for a protein of 804 amino acids.
CAGCUCUCGGCAAAGCGUAGCAGACGAAUUUGUUCAUGCAUUGAGAAAGAAAAAAUAUCACAAAACAAGGAGUCUUGGAUGGCUUUCUCCUUGUUUUGACAGCAGACGGCACCAUUUUCUAUGUCUCCAGUAAUGUGCUGCAGUACUUGGGAUACAAUCAGGUAGAUCUAAUGCAUCGCUGCCUCUACAGUAUAGUACACAGUGAUGAUAUGUUUGAGCUGAAGAUGGUUAUGGAGACUACGCUGGGGCACUUGGUAGUACAUCCUGGCAACCAAGCUGAUCAAAAUCAGGACGGCAUUCAGAACCUGGAAGAAUGCAAUGUAAGUGGAAGAGAGACAUGCAAGCCUGUGUCUUUUGUUUGCCGAAUGCGGUGCUUCAGCGGAUCUUCUAUUGGCUACCUUAAAAUGCAUUGCUCUGGUAAGAUGGUGCAUGUACCAAAUAUGCCAAAAAGCAAGCGUUUCUCAAGCAACAUAGUGCUCCUAUUUUGCAACCCAUUCAUGCUGAGGGCAUCAGAGUUACAUAUUGAUCUGCAGAAGAAUGUUUUCUGGAGCAAGCAUGAUCUCAAUCUUAACAUCAAGGAGAUGGACAAAAAAGGUGCAGAUAUUAUAGGAUUUGAACCAGAAGAACUGGAGAAACGUUCCUUCUAUAUCCUAAUCCAUCCAGAAGACUUGGCAUCAGUUGCUGCAUGCCACAAAAUGUUGAUAGAGAGUAACGAAGUCCAAACAGUAUACUUUCGCCUUCAAGCAAAAGGUGGGGAGUGGGUUUGGCUCACAUCUCGAGGCAAAAUGAUCAGCAGAAAUUCCAAGAAGUUCUCCAUUGCUUUUUCUCACUGCCCCUUAAGAGAGGAAGACAGUACUUACAUUCAGCAAGAAGCUGCGCUACGGAGGCGGCAUGCAAUCCAUGACCUUAUCUGUAUACCACGGUCUCAACACGUACAGCACUCAAACAACCAGCACAUGGACCAAAAGAAUUAUCCUUGCAUGCCUCUAAGAUCAAAGAAAGCAGACUCAGCUGAUCGCUACCAUCCAUACUACACAGCGAAGAGCGACAGCAAGUGCACAAGUAAUAGCUCAAGUAUCUGUAAAGUGGAUGCAAAAAAGGAAGAUUGCAAUCUGGUGGACACUAGCUGUGUUUUAGAUGUCAUCUGCCCAUCAGCUUGGCAUGCAAUGUCUGAUCGUCACUCUCCCGUCUUGCCAUCAAGCCAUGUUGCCCACAAGAUCAGCCAGCGAGAAAAACAGAUACAGUUUCAAGAGUUCUGUCGUCGUCAGCAUAUGGAGACUGACAGCCACAGAGGAAAUGGCAAAAUAAAUGGAAUGUGGGAUGGGAAUAAUUAUGGCUUAGUUCAAAGAAAAAAUUUACUUUCUGCAGGCAGUGGUGAUGAUGUAUGUUCGUUGUUACAGUCUAGCGCCUGUAGUGGUAGUAGGAUGUCUGUCUCUAUGACUAGGGUCUCAGAAGUAAAUGGCCUUCCCCUUCAGGAAUCUCAGAUUGCUGCAGGAUUUGGCCACUACAUUGCAGCCCCACAAGGUGGUCCUGCUGCCUACAUCACUUCCUGGCCUGGAUGUACCCCAGCUUCAUGCGCAGACUCUGCUGGGGGAGCUUGCCUUACGCCAUCACGUUCCCCACUCCAGUCAAGGCUUCCACAUGCCUAUGGUGCGUUUACUGCACAGACUUUCCAACCUCACAUGCCAACACUCUGUGAAUCAUCUAAAGCACAGAACAUACCCUGUACUAACAUGCCACCCUCUCCACCACCCUCUCCACCAAAUUCCUUUUUACGGCAUGCUCCUCUGUAUCAUUAUUUUCAGCCAGAGAAAAACGAAGCUAAUGCAGUCAGUUAUGUAGGUUUCUGUAACUACAGACCAGAGUGGUCUUCAGGUCAUGCAUGCAUUGGCUAUCCUCAAAUGCAGUCUGCACCAUACACAGACUUUUACAGCGUUUUACCAGCAGUAAGCACUGCCUCAUGUACCAUUGCCGAACUCCAAAAGACCACAGAAAAGUUCCUGCAGGUGAAGGAAGAAGCUAGCUGUGAUGAAGAUAGAAAUGCAGAAAUCCAUGUAGAAUGUCAAACAGCUGGUUUGCAUUGUGAAGGCAAUAACAAGAGACCAGACUGGUAUUAUCGGCCACCUUGGUCCUACGAUGGACAUCUAACAGCACAAAAGUCAAGUGAGAGUGCAUCAGGGCCUGGUUUACCUUUUGCAAAGCCUAAUUUGCCUGAGUCCUUAGAGGAACCCAUUUCCAAACACACAAACAGGUCAAUAAUCUGCUCAAACAGACCCACCACUGAUUCUCAGAUAGGACACAAAGUAAUGCCACAGUGCUAUGUCGAAAACUUUGGUACAAGCACUUCCAGCCACCAUGCAAACUUUCUGACAGUGCCAUCAUCUAGCUUUGGGUCACCGCCACCUUAUCCAUACCCAUUUUAUCAUCAGGCUGGACCCCACCCUCGACAAUACCCUGUGCCUCAGCUUUUUGGAUCCCAAAAUCUCCAUGUUAAGGUAGUAGAUAUCCAGAGACCUGUUGCUGACCAGCCACCACUAGAUCUCCCAUCCAUUGGAAGCUUCCUUGAAUACCUGAACGAAGUAUAAUAACUUUCUGAAACAGUAUUUUCUUUAGAUACCUAAUGUAUAUAGCAAACCUUAUUUUUAGGUUUUCAUUUCUUGCCAUUUCAUGUGUGAUUAAAUUUUCCCAGAACUACAUUUAAUAGAUACUUGCUGUGAUAAACGGUGUACAUGAUGUAAACUUAUUUCUGCAUGUUUUCUUUUUCAGGAUUUUUGAAAUAAAACCUCUGAAAUGAUGACACAUGCAUAUACUAAAUUCCUUAAACCAUUUCAUAAAUGUAUAUUUUAUACCUGUUUAAAAGCUAUUUCCACAAAGGUAAGAACAAUCAAGUCUAACUCCUUAUUCACAGGUCAAGAGUAUUCUAUGAUUUCUUAACUACCAAUAGUUAAUACAAAAAAACUGCUUUUAAAUUGUCUCAGAUAAAAAUCAAUCGCUUUUGUCAGACUUGAUGUUAUUCACUAUGGUGGGAAAAAGCAGCUGUUAUAAUCCGUUGUAAAGUCACUAAAUAAUUUCUAGUCUUCUUCCAACAUCUUCAGUUUUUCUACCAAGUUAUUUCUAAAAAUGAUGAGGCCACAUAGUUUUAAUUUUUAAAAAAGCCCUAAAAACAUUUUUAAGAAAUAAAUUUUUAACCCCUGUGACGAGCUUUGCCAUAUCAAGACAGUUCCCUAGAUAUAAAAAUAUAAGAAAAGAAAGACAUUAAGCAAUAUGUACCUGUCUGCAUAGCAGACAACUUGCCAUAUAAAACAUUAAAAAUAUAAUUUCAUAUCAUAUUAAAGAAUUAGUGAAAUAUAAACAGAACUAAGAAUGCUGCCUACUGCUGACUAGUUAAGAUGAAUGUGAAGGGGAGCAUUGCAGGAUAACUUAAUAGCUGUAAGAUUAACAAUGGGAAAAAAAGGAACAGUGAACUAUAAGGGGUUCACCAAGUUUAGGGCAUCGUAGGUGGAAUGCAAAGCCCCAACCUGUCUCACCUUUUAUACUUCCUACAAGAAACUGAAAACUAGAAUUAGACAUAAAAACAGAUUUAAGAAACAAAGGGAAGUGGGGUUUUUUAUAUCUUAAGAUUUAUUUCAAACAAAUGUACAAAACAUCAACAAAAUCAUGUAAUCAAUAAAACAAGUAAUCAUGCUAAUAUUUGUAUAUACACCCAGUUUGUACUGGAAGAUGGUACUUACCACCAUUUAAACAUCACAUUUCUGUCUCCCCGUAGUUCUCAAACAACAUGCUAAAAAAAUAUAAACAAAAUCCUAUAUAGGUCUCCCUCCACAGAUAUGUUGUCUUUAUAUGCAAUUGACAUGGAAUCCACAUAAAUGCACACGUACAAUUGACAUACAAAACCUAAAAAUGUAUAAAAUGUCAAGACACUUUUAAGUAUCAAGUACCAAAAAAAAAUAAAAUAAGGGAACAAUGUUAAGUAUUUACAUACGGCACCAUAAUAACUAGUAUAUGUCAGUCAUGAAAGUUCUUCCAGUAUGGCUCUGAUUCCACAGCUGGGCUCAUGUCUCACAAUGUUGGUGACAAAGCAGAAAAACAGAAGAAUGCUCUAAGGCCUCAAAGAGGCAAUGUAAACAUCAGGCCAAGGCGUUGUCUAGUGUAAAAGUCUGAAGAUGGUAGUUUGUUGUGAGUGUUGUAGGUGUAGCAACUGGUCAUCAGAUGGUGGGCUAAACAGGUCCUUCCAUUUCUGCCUGUAGUGUCCACAUCUUUCGCUUCAUUAAAUGAAACAGGUUUUGGGAGCUGUUACAAUUAAUUCCCUCCUUUUCUAGCAAGCCACAGUGGGCAUGAAUCCACUGGACAGUAGUGUCAUGGGCUAUGAGAGAGUACACACUGGGUACCUUGUAUCUUGAUGUUUUUAAGGCAAUUACAGGCUUUUUAAGUCAUGGAUGUCUGUUAGGAAAGUGACAUGCUGGUAGGACAGUUUUUAGCAUUUAUAACACAUGGUUUCUGUAACUCAAACCUGUACCAUCACUGAAAUUCUCAGAAAGAAAUGCUGAUCUUAAGGCAGUGUCAGUUUGACUCUCCUUGUUGCCAUUGUUGAAGUGUGAAUAAGACUAUAUCCCUUACAAUACUUAAAAACUAAAUGAUAAUUUCCAAUUUCUGUUUCAAAUUUUGCAACAAUACACUAUUUAUCAACAUAAAUUUUUAUUUUACAAACAAUACAAAAUGUUUGUGCCUCUUUUAGGAUAUUGGUAAUAUAUCUGAUGAUAAGCGGUUAUUUAAUGUGAAUUUCAAAACUUCAGGAAUGUACAUAUUUCAACUGGACCAAAACUAGAUGUAUUUAGAAAAAAAAAUUAGAAUAUGAGAAUGUCUGUACAAUGGAAUGAGUUGUUUAGUCAUAUAUAGUCUAGAUUUCACAAUUUGUGUUUCUCAAACACAACUGUCUUAAGCUACAAAAACUAACAUCUACAGCAUUUGACAACAUAAGCUGAUAUUUUUUGUAAAAUUUUUUCACAAUAUAUAACAUUCAUUCAUCCCUUUCUUAGUGACACAAGAACUAAAUACUCCAUCAAAAAAAAAAACAAUAA